UGCUGAGCUGGGGGCGUGUUGUUUGUUGUUGCUCUAUCUCUCUCCUCGAUUGAUGCCUAUCUCUCUCCACCACUCUAAACCUUUUGCACAUGUAGGAUUGGGUCGAUAUAGUUAAACUACAGUAAAGUUUAAAGCCAGUCUACCUCUCCAGAAUCAACCAUGGCGCUUCAAGCACGAGCUCUGGUCACCUCUAAAUGGCUUUCGGAGGCAAUGAAGGCGCAGGGGAAAAUGCGCAUCUUGGACACUUCGUGGUAUUUGCCCAAACUGCGGCGCAACGCCAAGAGCGAGUUCAAGGAGAAACACAUCAGGGGUGCAGCUUUCUUUGACAUAGACCAAUGUUGUGAUAAAACUUCUCCUCUGGACCACAUGUUGCCGACAGAGAAGAUUUUUGCAGACUAUGUCGGGAAUUUGGGAAUAGAAAGCGACACGCACGUUGUGGUGUACGAUACCAGCGACUAUGGUGCGUUCUCUGCGCCCCGUGUGUGGUGGAUGUUCCGAGUUUUCGGGCACAGUGCGGUCUCAUUGCUCAACGGGGGGCUCAGAAACUGGGAUCUGGAGGAGCGACAGGUGAGUGAGCAGCACGUCAAACCCAAGCCGACUGAGUUCAAGGCCUCCUUAAACCGCUCCUGGAUCAAGACGUAUGAGGAUAUCCUGAAUAACCUGGACACCAAGAAGUUCCAGGUGGUAGACGCCAGACCAGCAGGCAGGUUCAUAGGACUGGACCCUGAACCCAGAGACAACACAGAGCCAGGCCACAUCCCCGGCUCCGUCAGCAUGCCCUUCCACUCCUUUCUGUCCAAGUCAGGCCACUUCCUGCCCAAAGAGCAACUCCAGGCCUUGUUCACCCGGGCUGGCGUGGACCUCAGCCGCCCUAUUUGUGUCUCGUGUGGAUCGGGCGUGACUGCCUGUCACGUAGCACUGGCGGCCCACGAAUGCGGGCACCCUGGGGUGUCUGUUUACGACGGCGGCUGGUCAGAGUGGUUCACCCGCGCUGUGCCAGAGCACGUUAUAUCUGAAGGACGAGGGAAACAUUUGUUAUUAGCUUAAAAACUACAGGAGGUGUGUUUGAUGGCUUCAGGCUGGAUCACACUGGGACUUGAUGACAAGAGAAGAAGAAUGAUUUCCAUUGCCUGUUUUGGGGGUAAAGUGCGCUAAGGUUUAAAGGGAUAGUUUGAAAUUUUGGGAAGUACACUUAAUUGUUUCUUUGCUGAAAGAAGAGAAGAUUGAUACCACUUUUUGAAUUUAAAUCUACAGUCAGCAGCCAGUCAGCUUAGCAGGAAGCUAAAGGUAGAAAAUAGACAAAAACAGCUAGCCCGGUUCUAACUAGCCUAGUUUAGCCUAGCCUAUAGUGUAGUUUAACAAACCCACCAACCAGGACCUAAUUUACAUGUUAUAUCAUAUUUAGUGUACAUGAAGGUGUUAUCAAUCUUCUUAUCUACUUCUUGGCAAGAAAACAGUGUCAAAAUAUUUCUUUAAGAUUAAAAACAACCAUUUGUAAUCCAAACAUAGAUGAGUAAGGUACUUUUUUUCAUUUCAAAUACUAAUAGGCAUGAAUAGAUGACCAACGCCUGCAAGAUGUGAACACUAAGUCUGAUUGUUUAAUACGUUUUGAAACUGGAAAAUGUUUGUUUACAGCUGUAAUGCUCAUGUUGGAAUAAAAUAGAUCUGCACUUCCUUGA
Scomber scombrus (Atlantic mackerel) is the source of this 1679-nucleotide messenger RNA. RefSeq names its product 3-mercaptopyruvate sulfurtransferase-like. Gene Ontology annotation, biological process: transsulfuration. The coding region runs from base 160 to 1047 and encodes 295 amino acids. The record is from RefSeq and is a predicted model, not a curated record. The transcript has 2 exons. Gene Ontology annotation, cellular component: mitochondrion. NCBI's taxonomy places the organism in Eukaryota, Metazoa, Chordata, Actinopteri, Scombriformes, Scombridae. Gene Ontology annotation, molecular function: thiosulfate-cyanide sulfurtransferase activity.